Xenopus tropicalis (tropical clawed frog) is the source of this 2331-nucleotide messenger RNA. NCBI's taxonomy places the organism in Eukaryota, Metazoa, Chordata, Amphibia, Anura, Pipidae. The record is from RefSeq and is a predicted model, not a curated record.
GCGCUACGUGUUGUUGUGACGCCAAGUCUCGCGUGAUGAGACUUGUGGUGUCGGGAUUUUCUGACAGGCAGGAGGGUGAGGCUUGCAGUUUACAGCUUUGCCGAAGGCGAAGAUGAGCCUCAAAACAGAGCGCCGCGGCAUCCAUGUUGACCAAUCAGAACUUCUGUGUAAGAAAGGGUGUGGCUACUAUGGGAACCCAGCCUGGCAAGGAUUUUGCUCCAAGUGCUGGAGGGAGGAGUACCAGAAAGCUCGGCAGAAGCAAAUCCAGGAUGACUGGGAAUUGGCAGAACGCCUGCAACGUGAAGAAGAGGAGGCAUAUGCAAGCAGCCAGGGAGCCCAGGCAGGGCCACAAUCUCUUACGUUUUCAAAGUUUGAAGAAAAGAAAUCCAAUGAAAAGACCAGGAAAGUAACUACAGUGAAAAAAUUCUUUACCGCUUCCACUAAAAGCCUCCCAAAGAAAGAUAUAAAAGAAGCAAAAUCCCCAAGCCCUUCUCUGAGCCGCCAGUAUAGCUUGGAAACUGACCGCGUGUCCAAGGAUUUUAUUGAGUUUUUAAAGACUUACCAGAAAGCAGGACAUGACGUGUACAAAAUGUCCAAAAUCUUCUUGGAAGCCAUGUAUCACAAAAGGGAAUCAAAUAUUGACGAACAAUCUGAAUUUACCCAGGACUUUUAUCAAAACACAGCAGAGAAGUUGCAGAUGUAUUGGAAGGUGUCCCCUGAUAAAGUUGAGAAAGUGACGGAUCAAAUUGAGCGGUUCAUAAUGACUCGUCUCUACAAGCACGUGUUUUGCCCAGAAACCACAGAUGAUGAGAAGAAGGACCUCACAGUCCAAAAGAGAAUCCGGGCUUUACACUGGGUAACUCCUCAGAUGCUUUGUGUUCCUGUAAAUGAAGAUAUCGCAGAGGUGUCUGACAUGGUGGUAAAGGCUAUAACAGAUAUUAUUGAGAUGGACUCAAAACGUAUCCCCCGUGACAAACUUGCUUGUAUCACACGCUGCAGCAAACACAUCUUUAACGCUAUCAAGAUCACAAAAAAUGAGCCAGCCUCAGCUGAUGACUUCCUGCCCACUCUCAUCUACAUUGUUCUCAAGGCAAAUCCACCUCGCCUGCAGUCCAAUAUUCAGUACAUCACUAGAUUCUGCAACCCCAGCAGACUGAUGACUGGGGAGGAUGGCUAUUAUUUCACUAACCUGUGCUGCGCUGUGGCCUUCAUCGAGAAACUAGAUGCACAGUCACUGAAUUUAAGCGAAGAAGAGUUCAGCAGGUACAUGUCUGGGCAGGCUUCUCCAAAAAAGCAAGACCUAGAGAACUGGCCCGCAGACACAUGCCCUGGUGUAAAACAGAUGCACAGAAACCUUGACCUACUUACCCAGCUGUCCAAGAGACAAGAGCAUAUUGUAAAUGGGGCUAAGAAACUAGAGAAAGACCUUAUUGACUGGACGGAUGACGUCACCAAGGAAGUCAAGGACAUUGUAGAAAAAUACCCACUGAACAUUAAAACAGCCAGCCAGGCCCUCGCAGCACUUGAGUCAGAAAAUAUAGAAGAUGAUAAGCUGCCCCCUCCACUGCAGCCUCAAGUCUAUGCAGGAUAAUAGACUCAGCCUAGAAGACACAAACACAUGCAAUUACUCCUAUUAAACUGGUGCAGCAGUAAUUUACUGAUUUUUGGAGAACUUGGGUCAGUUUAUUGCAGAUCCUGGAGAGAUCAGGUUUUUUUUAAAAUGAAGACUUGUGACGGUACAAAGUUUCUUUGGCCUUGUGGUUUGCUUGGGAAAGCUAUUUAUUAAUAUGGAUUAUACAGGGCUGUAUGUUACAGAAAGCAAUGAUUAUUCACUAAUUCUUUUAACAUGAGCAUUCUGUUUGGUAUUUGUGAUUGGAUUAUAGAAAUACGUACUAGUCUUAUUGAUUUCCUCUUGCAGAACAGAUUCUUUUAGCAUUUUAAGAUAUUGCUAGCCAUCAGGGAUGCAUUAGGAAUAGGAAUUGUUGGCUUCCCGAAUGAAAAUAACAUGUCCUAGUUUAUUUGACACAAAAAGCUUUAGUAUAUUCAAACAAAAGUUUUCAAAUAUUAUUAGCUUUAAAGUAACCCCCAAAAAAACGAAAGGUUUUCCAAUACAUUUAAAUAUGUAAUAUUGUACUUCUCUGGAAAAUGCUGUGUAUUUUUCUGAGACUCAAAUAUACACCCACAUUUACAUAGCAAAUAACAGAUAAGCUGUGUAGAAUGCAUGCAUUUUAGCACUUAACCAGGGAGAUAAGCACGGGGGAUGAGAUGUCAUUGGUGGCCCCUGAAAUGAAAAACUUUGCUGGAAAGAAACCGUUAAUUGGUAGGUGCAAA